This is a messenger RNA of Desarmillaria tabescens, 1338 nucleotides long. RefSeq lists its product as uncharacterized. The record is from RefSeq and is a predicted model, not a curated record. The transcript is spliced from 4 exons. Bases 1 to 1158 code for a protein of 385 amino acids. Lineage: Eukaryota; Fungi; Basidiomycota; Agaricomycetes; Agaricales; Physalacriaceae.
AUGUUUGCCGGCGGUGGGGGGAUAUUGUGCAUUCUUUGGCCCCUAUGUGGUAUAUCACAGACGACGAUCUCGUUCACUUUCCUGGACAAGAUUGAUGCUUCCUCUCUCCUCGCAAUCAUUCUGGGAUUCCAUAGACGUGAUUUUCCAUUAAGUGCCAUCGAGCGCCUUUCUAGUCUCUCGCACAGACUGUGUGAAUUCCAUAUUUCGAUCUCGUUUUGGCAGAAACUCUUUUCUACAUGGCCUGCAAAUUAUUUUCGCGGCCUUACACAUGUUUCCAUCCGUCGCCAAUCCGCCGAUUUUUCGCAGCGCCAUUCCACUCCGGAAUUCCUUGAUUUCUUAGAAGGGUGUCCGUUGCCGGAGGACCUGAUCUUCUUUGAUACUGGUCCCAUGCGCUGGGAAAAUAAUGACGACCGAGAGCUGAGCAAAGAUCGCAUAGCUGCAGUUUAUCUCUGGGGCGUGGAAUAUUGGUCGUCAGAUACAAGCUGCGACAUAUCCAACCUUGUAUCAGCCUUUGCAGCCAGCGUUAAUAGGGUUACAGAAUGGCGACUUUCCUUCUCGAAGACCGAUAGUAGGAAUUUGGAGUAUGUCAUCGCCCUUGUCGAUGGGCUGCUGUAUACCUCUGUGAUCACAGCUGUUCUCAACGGUGUCAGGGACGUCCAGAUAUUACGCAUCGACAAGAGCACCAGAUCGCAACACCCCCAGACACCUCGGAUAGCAUGGAAACCAUUGUUUCGAUGUCUUCCCAGCGUCGUAGAAUUGUGGCUCUGGAAUUCAUCAGUGGAUAUUGUCAGGGCAUUGCAGCCCGACGGUGGCUUGGACAUCGUCUGCCCUCUAUUAAGGGUGCUGUCCAUCGAGGGUAGCCCAGAAGCCAGUGAUAUAUACCGGCCACACGUCAAUUAUCUAGCAGAAAGACGUUCUCUGAGGGGAAGUCCUAUUCGAAGGUUGAGGAUUAACUAUCUCUGUCCCGAGACACGACACAUCGGUGGCGAUCGAAGGCACCGGCGAGCCUACGAUUUAUCACCUGGCAAUAGCAGUGGGUCUUCAAGUUACAAUUCGAGCCCAACCCUCAGUUUACAGUUCCUGACUGAUAAUAUGUUCGAUGAAGACUCGGAUAAGAUAAUAGAGGCUAUAGCUCAGGUGGAUAUACUUCAAGAAUGACGAUGCGACGGAAUUUUUGUCGUCGGUGUGGCCAACACGGGCCAAGUGGUGGACGGGCCGUGGUAUUGAGCGAAGCGGAUUGUAGAGAGAUACAUGUCAUGACGAGAGCGUCUGACUUAGUACGUGAAUUCUUGGACAAUCUUUAUGUUUUCGAGCGCUCAAGGCUCAGCUAGAUGUGUU